AUGGGUUUCCGGGCCUACCCGUUCGUGGCAAGCGGGAAGCCCGGGAGAGAUCUGAGGAGGUUUCCGGGUCACGUUAGGCUCGGUGAAGUGGUUAGGUUUAGGAGUGAGAUGUCCCAUGUGGGGUUUGCGGAGGGUCGGAAUUGGUCGGUAAGAUCGAAAAUUGGGAAUGAGAAACGUGGAUACGAUGAGGUGUACGACGCCGUGGUAGUCUACAACGGGCAUUAUACGGAGCCCCGGGUUGCAGAUAUACCUGGACCAAAACCACCUUCGCCAAUCUUGUUUGUCUCGUCAAAAUUGUUCGUGGCAGCUCAAAUUUGUUUCAGAGUAAAAGCAACUGUUUGCAAUUCGAGUCCUUCAAAUUCUGUCAAGCAAGAAGUAAAGACACCCGCAGAAGUUGCUAACAACACUAACCAAACUUUUCAGGGAGGACUCAUAGAUGAAACUUCGUCUUCAUACACAGGUACUGAAGUUGGCUUGGGAUUAAAACUAUUGCCGCCAAAGAUGGAUGCUUUUGGACCUAGCAUGAAAUUAGGAAAACAAAAAGGCAAGCCUGAAAGGGAAAAGGGGAAUUCGACUAUCUUGAGGUUUUUCCACAGUCAUGAGGAGCAUCUGCAUUCCAAAACUUUUCAAGAGAGUGGAGCAUCAGCCUCUGGAACGCAUGCGAAAAAGUGGACUUACUGGGGAAGGAAUUACUAAUGAUUGUUCUUGGGAUAAUAAUCUCUAUUCUGGCUUCAAAUGGUGAUAUAAUGCGAACUUUGGUUUAGCGAUUUUGAGAAACUGGUGAUAUAGCAUAUUUUUUCUAUUUCCUUGGGCUUUUUCCAGCAGAAGGAAGAACAUGUCAAGAGCCUAUUAUUGUUGUUUUACUCGAUUGCCGACUUUCCUAGUGUUUGUAAGAUGAUGAGAUUUUGACGGAUACUAGUGUUAUUAAUGCUAUUUGGCAUUAACAUUAUUCAUUAUUGUUUUUGUUGUAGUUUGUUUAAGUUUCCAUUUGAGUAUCAUAACUUCAAUGUUGGCUAGUCAGGGAAAUUGAGCUUCAUUGGGUUUUACUUUGUUCUGAAAAACGCGCCCACAAAGGGAGCUUAGGUAGAUAUCGCACGGGAUAUAGAUGGGAUUGUUAAUGUAAUUAAAAUAUUAUAUUUAUUAGCACUAUUUGGCUAUUGGUUGUGCACGCACACAGUCAGAC
Striga asiatica is the source of this 1183-nucleotide messenger RNA. The record is from the annotation of a GenBank genome assembly. NCBI's taxonomy places the organism in Eukaryota, Viridiplantae, Streptophyta, Magnoliopsida, Lamiales, Orobanchaceae.